AGCUAACCUCCACUCCAAGUCCUAACUCUGCUUGGCUAACCUCUUUACCUGUCCCUGGGUUUGGCUUGCACAUUCUUCUCAAGUCUUUCUCUUCUGAGACAGAAAAAGCCAAUUGGGAGGACAUUGCUGUAGACUUUGCAGAAUAGCAGAUCUGGUUUGCCAAGGUGGUCUGCCAUCAUCAGAGAGGAUUCAAGAGUCUUCUUCCUCCAUGCUGAAGGAGAGAGAUAUCUAUUUUUACAGCUGCUGAAGGCAUUAUAGAGGGAUAACACAUACCAGAUGAAAUACGAAGCAAUAGCUUUAAAGCCUUGAGAGCAACAGAACUUGGCUGCGUCAACCCAACUUGGCUUAACUCCGGCUCACCGAACAAAAUCCCAGAUUCUAUGCUUUCUGGGCUUGCUAUAGCUUUCUGAUCCUGGAAUCCUCUUCAAUUCCAGCUAGAUGCUGCGUCAGGCACUUCGCAGAUUUGGUCAAAAGCUGGUACAUAGACCUCCGCUCAAGGAACCAGUGGCUGAGGAUGACCCACAGAGAAGACUGAGCACUCUGGAUUUAGUGGCCCUGGGUGUAGGCCGCACAGUGAGUGUAGGUGUGUAUGUCCUGGCUGGUGAGGUGGUCAGCAAUCAAGCAGGACCAUCCAUCGUGAUUUGCUUUUUGGUGGCCGGCCUAUCUUCUGUGUUGUCUGGGCUGUGCUAUGCUGAGAUUACUGCCCGAGUUCCCCUCUCUGGCUCCUCAUAUCUCUACACUUAUGUCACUAUAGGUGAACUCUGGGCUUUUAUCACUGGCUGGAACCUCAUCUUCUCCCUUGUGGCUGAUACAGCCAAUGUAACCCGGGCUUGGACUUUAGCUUUUGCCAAUCUGCUUGGGAACCAGAUCUCUCAGACCCUGCGUGAGAGCAUCUUACUGUAUGUUCCCCAAGUCCUUGCAGAAUAUCUAGUCUUCUUUGUUGUGGGCCUUGUGUUGUUGCUCAUGGAAUUGCAGACUCUGAACCAUAGUCAGUUUUUCCUGAUUACCAAAGUGAUCACGUUGGUGAAACUUUUGGUUCUUGGUUUUGUCAUCAUCUCUGGAUUCAUUAAGGGGGAUCUGCACAACUGGACGCUCACAGAAGACGACUACAUAACGGCUGGACUCAAUGACACCUCUAGCUUGAGCCCCCUGGGCUCUGGAGGAUUUGUGCCCUUCGGCUUUGAGGGGAUUCUCCAUGGAGCAGCUACCUGUUUCUAUACAUUUAUUGGUUUCCACAAUAUUUUUGAAAGAGUUGAAGAAGCCCAGAAUCCCCAGCAUUCAGUCCCCAUGGGCAUUGUGAUUUCACUGUUCAUCUGCCUUCUAGUAUAUUUUGGUGUCUCUUCAGCACUUACGCUUAUGGUGCCCUACUACAAGCUUCAACCUGGGAGCACCUUGCCUGAGGCAUUUCUCCAUAUUGGCUGGGCUCCUGCCUACUAUGUUGUAGCUUUUGGAUUCCUCUGUAGUCUUUCAUCUAGCCUCUUGGGCUCUAUGUUACCCAUACGUCAGUUGAUACACAAGAUGGCAAAGGAUGGCCUAUUGUUCCCUGUUCUUGCCAGGAUAGAAACUGGCACAUAUGCUCCCAUCGUGGCCACUGUGAUCUUUGGCAUUACUGCACCAGUCAUGGCAGUCUUCUUUGGACUCACUGAUCUUGUGAACUUCAGGUCACUUGGGUCCCUGCUAGCUUACUCCCUGGUGGCUCUUUGUGUUCUCAUCCUCAGGUACCAGCCUCAGAGGAGGAAUGAGGAAAAUGAAGCAGAGGUGCAGGAGGAGAAUGGACCUGCAGCAGAGAGGCUGACUCUACAGGGACUACUUUUUCCAGGCAGCUCCUCCCCCACUCCACUCUCUGGCCGGGUUGUCUAUGUUUGCUCCUCACUGCUUGCUCUGCUGCUCACUCUUCUUUGCCUGGUGCUGGCCCAGUGGCCAGUCCUGCUUUCUGGAGACCCAGUGUGGAUUUCAGUGGUUAUGGUGCUCCUGAUGCUCAUCACUGGGAUCACUGGGGUCAUCUGGAGACAGCCUCAGAGCUCCAGUCCCCUUUACUUUAAGGUCCCUGCCCUGCCUCUUGUCCCACUACUGAGCAUCUUCAUGAAUGUUUACCUUAUGAUGCAGAUGACAGCUGGCACCUGGGCCAGAUUUGGUGUCUCCACGCUUAUUGGGCUUGCUAUCUAUUUCAGCUAUGGGAUCAAGCACAGUGUGGAGGGAGUUGGAAUGGCCAACUCCACUUAAGGUAGGGCCAAAACUGUGGACCUUGAACUCAUCAGUGCCCAUACAUAUUUAGUUUGACAUCAUCAUACCUGAAUGCAGUCUGGUCCCCCUACACAAUAAUUUUGAGUACUCUUUAGCAGAUGGAAAUGAGAUCUAUGGGAUAUUGGUGGGGGAAUAAUUUAUUGUGAGUCAAGGAUGUGUCUUUGCUCCUUCUUUCCCCCCCCCUUAUCUGCUUUUCAGUUAUGUCUGUAGCUGCCUAUUGGCUUUAAAAAAUAUUAAA
Molecule: messenger RNA, 2482 nt
Organism: Prionailurus viverrinus (fishing cat)
Lineage: Eukaryota; Metazoa; Chordata; Mammalia; Carnivora; Felidae
Product: cationic amino acid transporter 3-like
Exons: 3
Coding region: 439-2223 (594 amino acids)
Biological process (GO): transmembrane transport; amino acid transport
Cellular component (GO): plasma membrane
Molecular function (GO): amino acid transmembrane transporter activity
Source: RefSeq, a predicted model, not a curated record